This is a messenger RNA of Aspergillus melleus, 444 nucleotides long. RefSeq lists its product as uncharacterized. The record is from RefSeq and is a predicted model, not a curated record. The transcript has a single exon. Bases 1 to 444 code for a protein of 147 amino acids. Lineage: Eukaryota; Fungi; Ascomycota; Eurotiomycetes; Eurotiales; Aspergillaceae.
AUGUCCUACACGAUCCGUGUCCGCGUCACCAACGGCACCCCCGACACCCUCACGGUCGUCGAAAAGACCUGCUGGUACUAUGCCAACGGCGGCACCUGGACCGAGCAGGACGGCCAGCAUGUGUUGCACAUGGGAGGCAGCGGCACCUCCGGAAUGCUUCGCUUCAAAUCCUCCUCCGGCGAGAACUUCACCGUUGUUCUGGGCAUCCACAAUUACAAACCUUGGUGUGAUGCGCAGGUGAAGUUGCAGGAUGGCGACACGGCUGUGAAGAUACACCCGGAAUACUACAGCGGAGGGAAACUUUCGGGCGAGGAUUAUGGCACGGGAUUUAUCAAGGGCACUGAUCAUCUCAAAUGGGUCGGGGUUUCUUUUGAUCAGCAAGAGGGACAUGAUCUGUCGGCUGAGGUGACCUUUUAUCCAGCUAAGGAUGAGCGGAUUUACUAG